CCACUUGCUUGACUUGAAACCAGAAGCGAGGUUUAGGUUUGGGGAACAAGUCCAGGAAGCUGUGUCAACUGAUAAGACAGAAAACGCAUGUAGCUUUAAAAAAACAACGUUUUUAACUUAUUAUUUUAGGGUUAGGGUAGAGUUGAGUUAAGAAUUUAGAAAUACAGCUUCAGUUUGGCGGGUGAAUUUCUGCCUGUUGGUCCCCAGUAGGACUAUAUUGUAUGGUGUGUGGCCGCACACACCCAAACUCCUGGAUAUGGCGGGUCUCUGUUGUCUGAAGAUCGUGCUGCUCUGGGCUGGAAUCAUCGGUUUGGCCAACUGUCAAAAUCCUUCAGAUAAUUCAACUCUCUCACCUCCACGCACCUAUUCCACUUCACCUUCAGUAACCACCCUAUCUGCCUCAACUCCACGCACCACGACAGAAGCUCCUGUCGUGUCUUCAACCACCCAAACAACUGCCCACAUACCUCCACUCACCACGCAGACCCUCACCUCAGAGUCCUCAAAUCAGACACUCAGUUCAAACACCACGUCUGCCUCUUCUCCUGCAAGCACCUCAUCCUCACCCACAAACACUUCAACCAGCAGGGAACCAGACUCUCAAACAAACCAAACUCACAGCACGACCUCGCCUCCAACCACUGCGCCCAACACCACAGUCAUUACAACCAUCCCAGCCAGCACACCAGCCCCUCCACCUCCACAGUGUGAUUACACUGUUGUACCGAUCAAGUUUGGCCUCAAGAUUACAUUGACUACAGGAUCUACUGCUGGUAACUACAUCAUAAACAUUGUAAAAGAAGGCAGACUAGAGAACAAAACGAGAAUCAACCAUCAGGACUCCAAUCAAACCUCAUCACAUGACAUCAAACACCUGAAGCCCUGUACUGCAUAUGAGCACAGUGUGGCAUUUAUUGAUAGAACUGGCAACCAAACCUGUAACAGCACUGGAAAUGAAACUACAACAACACCUGGAAUGAAGGAAACGGACAUUGAUGAUGUCAGCUGCAUCCCUGGAUAUGUUUGUUACCGGAGUGAAUGGGACAUCAGGUCUUCAUUUUCAACACCAAAUACUAUUCUAGCUGUGCCAUGCCAAAGUGACAGGAACGCAAUCUGCAUCAAACCUGGUUACAAUGACAUUUGCUCCAAUUUGACGACAAUCUUUACAUCAGCAGGAAACUGUGUGAACUCUUCCUUUAUCAAAACCAAAAGCAUCAGUGUUGAUUUUUUAAAUCCAAGUGAAAUAAAUCAGACGGCUCCAACUGGACUUCCUGCGGAAAUAAAACCAACAUUACCUCCAAACUGUGAUCUCACUGUUGAUUACACCUGUCAGGAAAAUGGAAAUCCCAACAACACCAAGCAAUUGUCGGAGCUGGAGCCGUUCACAGACUACAGCUGUACUGGUCAGAUCAAGAACAUCAGUGAUGUCAUCAUAACAAACACACCUGCUAUCAAGUUCAACAUUGAGUGUGAUAUUGAAAUAAGAAUCGACCAAAGUAGGAAACCAACCAAUACCUCCAUUGAUCUGAGUUGGACCACAACCAGUAGGAACUGUAAAGAUCUUCCCAAUCUUCCGAAGCUUUCUUAUCACUGCAGUUGUGUGACGAAACACAGUGACCAACGACAAGCUGGAGUUAACAAACAUCCACAAGGAGGAACAUGUAAUUUUACUGAUCUGAAACCAUUCACCGUCUAUACCUGUGAAGUCCAACCCACCUACAACAACAAGGACGUUGACCAAUCAACUAAAAUUAGACAGAAAACUGACGUUGGAGUACCAGCAGUAGUUACUAACCUGAAGGUGGAUCUUGUGGAGCAUAAUGUGAUUAAAGUAACCUGCCAUACUGUAAACAAUUUUAAUGGACCUGAGGAGAAAUACAUUGCAUGUCUUAAUGACUGUAAUGAGAAGAACCUUAAACAAGAAAAGAAUAAAUGUGAAUUUGAAUUCAAAGAUCUAAGCUACUUAACAACCUACAAAGUGAAGGUGACUGGUUUCAAUGGAGAAUUGGAGAGCAAACCAGUGAUGAAGGUCAUUGACACUUCAUAUAAUGACAAAGCUCUGAUUGGGUUUCUGGUCUUCCUCAUCAUCCUCACGUCUGUGGCUCUGCUUUUGGUCAUCUACAAGAUUUACAUUCUGAAGCGCAGAAAGUCCCAUGACUUGAGUGAAAACAUAAAUCUCAUUUCGACAACAAAUGAUGAGGAGAACCUGAUGCCUGUCGAGCCAAUUGCAGCUGAGGUCCUGCUGGAAGCCUACAAGAGGAAGCUCGCUGAUGAGGGAAGACUUUUCCUGGCUGAGUUUCAGAGCAUCCCCAGAAUUUUCUCAAGGUACAGCGUGAAAGAGGCCAAAAAGCCCUGCAAUGUCCCCAAGAACCGAUACGUGGACAUCCUGCCAUAUGAUUAUAACCGCGUGCAGCUGACCACCGGAAAUGGAGAAGCAGGAUGUGACUACAUCAAUGCCAGCUUCAUUGAUGGAUACAAGGAAUCCAAGAAGUACAUUGCAGCUCAAGGACCAAAGGAGGAAACUGUGAGUGACUUCUGGAGGAUGGUCUGGGAGCAGCAGUCCUCUAUCAUUGUCAUGGUAACGCGUUGUGAAGAAGGAAACAGGGUGAAGUGUGCGCAAUACUGGCCAUCUCCAGAUCGAGAGACGGAGAUCUUUGAGGAGUUUAUUGUGAAGCUGAACUCAGAAGACUACUGUCCAGAUUACACCAUCCGCCAUCUCAGCCUAACUAAUAAGAGGGAAAAGAACUCAGAGAGGGAGGUGACCCACAUUCAGUUCAUGAGUUGGCCAGACCACGGAGUCCCAGGGGAUCCACAUCUUCUCCUGAAACUGAGGCGGCGUGUCAAUGCUUUCAAGAAUUUCUUCAGUGGCCCCAUAGUCGUUCACUGCAGUGCGGGAGUCGGUAGGACGGGCACCUACAUUGGCAUUGAUGCCAUGAUGGAGGGUCUGGAGGCAGAAGGCAGAGUGGACAUCUACGGUUAUGUAGUCAGACUGCGCAGACAGAGAUGUCUAAUGGUUCAAGUAGAGGCCCAGUACAUCCUGAUUCACCAGGCGCUGCUUGAGCACAAUCAGUUUGGAGAGACUGAGAUCACCCUGCCUGAGCUCCAUAGCACGCUGAGCACGCUCAAACAGAAAAACUCGGGCAAUGAACCUACCUUAAUGGAGGAGGAGUUUGAGAGACUCCCCGCCUUUAAAAACUGGAGGACAUUCAACACUGGGAUCACAGAAGAAAACAAGAAGAAGAAUCGCUCUUCAGAUGCCAUCCCAUAUGACUUCAACCGAGUGUUGCUGAGGCUUGAUGAAGGACACAGUCGUGAUAGUGAACCCGAUGAGGAUGAUGAGGAAGAGUCAUCAGAUGAGGAGGAUGACGAAUCCGCAAAGUACAUCAAUGCCUCCCACAUAGAUGGUUACUGGGGCCCACGCACCUUCAUCGCAGCACAGACGCCACUGCCAGACACAAUGGCUGACUUCUGGUCGAUGGUUUACCAGAAGAAAGCAUCUACUAUUGUCAUGUUGUCAAACUGUAGUGAGGAAGACAAGGAGUCUGACUGUGUCUACUGGGAUAAAGACAAGAAAUCAUUUGGAGACUUUGAGGUGGAGGUGGCAAGCACAGACACCUCCCCAACUUUCAUCACCCGCAACAUGCUGAUCCGUCAUGUCAAGAGGAAAGAGAGUCGGCCGGUGAAACACUUCCAGUUCCUGAAGUGGACGAGCGGAGAGCUGCCGGAGAAACCUCAAGAUCUCACAGACAUGAUCAAGGACAUCAAGCACAGCUGUGGCAGCAGCAAAUCACAGAGGAACAUACCCAUACCCAUCGUGGUCCACUGCAAUAAUGGCUCGACCCGUUCAGGGAUUUUCUGUGCUCUGUGGAACCUGCUGGACAGUGCUGAAAGUGAGAAGCUGGUAGAUGUUUUCCAGGUGACCAAAACCCUACGCAAGGAGCGACAGGGCAUGUUCCUGAGCCUGGAGCAGUACCAGUUCUUGUACGACGCAAUGGAGGGUGUCUUCCCUGUCCAGAAUGGGGAAGUGAAACCAGUGCAGGCCUCUGCAGCCGACUCCGUCCAGAUUGUCAAUGAAACCAAAGCAGCAGUGCAGCCAGCUGAAGAGAAGGCUGAGCAGCCAGCCAGCACUACCAGCAAAGAACAGCAGGAGGAGGCAGAGAGUGCUCCUCUUGUGGCUGACGGAGGGAAGGGAGACAAAGAAGAGGAACCUGAAAAGGUUUCCACAGAGACAACACCACUGGAGGACAAAAGCAAUGGUCCCACUGUCACUGUGGUCUGAGAGGGGUUGCAGGGGUUUUGAAAAUAAUUGCUUCAGCUGAAUGCUUUCUUUUAAUAUACUUUAUGAAUGUAUAAACAUUGUAAAAGUUUAACACAGUGUGGUUUUGGUUGAAAUUUGUUAAAGAAUUUGGAUCAAAUUUUAAUGUCAAUUUCCAAAACUAUGAUUUAAACUAAGUUAUACAUAUUUUAGUAGUAAAAGUGUUAGGAUGCAAAUAUAUUAUAAUUUCUGUGAGCAAAGUUUACUGGAUGCUGUUGUCAAACUAGGGUUACUGUAUAGUUACAUAUCUAAGAACUAAAUUUUUAAAUAUACAACAGAUGUUGUUUCAUAACCCUUUAUAUUUUAGUUAGUUUAUGUAUUCAUUUCCUCGCUAAAUAAUGAUGAUGCUAUAGUCUACAUUUAUAUAUAUCUGAUAUAGCUGUUAUUCAAAAUAAGUUCAAAAUUUGUUAUGUGACACUGUGACAUUUCAUUAAAAGACUUACAAAGAAAAAUA
Dicentrarchus labrax (European seabass) is the source of this 4769-nucleotide messenger RNA. RefSeq names its product protein tyrosine phosphatase receptor type C (gene ptprc). The coding region runs from base 257 to 4279 and encodes 1340 amino acids. The record is from RefSeq and is a predicted model, not a curated record. Gene Ontology annotation, biological process: negative regulation of protein kinase activity; positive regulation of peptidyl-tyrosine phosphorylation; protein dephosphorylation. Lineage: Eukaryota; Metazoa; Chordata; Actinopteri; Moronidae. Gene Ontology annotation, molecular function: protein tyrosine phosphatase activity; protein binding. The transcript is spliced from 31 exons.